This is a messenger RNA of Mercenaria mercenaria, 1317 nucleotides long. RefSeq lists its product as uncharacterized. The record is from RefSeq and is a predicted model, not a curated record. Gene Ontology annotation, molecular function: ribonucleoside-diphosphate reductase activity, thioredoxin disulfide as acceptor. NCBI's taxonomy places the organism in Eukaryota, Metazoa, Mollusca, Bivalvia, Venerida, Veneridae. Gene Ontology annotation, biological process: deoxyribonucleotide biosynthetic process. The transcript has 2 exons. Gene Ontology annotation, cellular component: cytosol. Bases 1 to 1317 code for a protein of 438 amino acids.
AUGGCAGUGUUUAAUCCUGAAAGUUUUCACGAGGGACUUGUGUCAGAACUGGCUUUGUUUGAUUUACCCAGUACACAAACAGGCGUCACAGAUAUCUACUAUAAAGAAAUUCGACCCAUUUCUCAAGUAUCAGACGGCAUAAGUCCUAUUGAGUUUAGAAUAAGUGGACAAAACUCUAUGGACUAUUUAGACAUGAAAGGGACACAGCUGCAUGUAAAGUUAAGGGUAAAAACGGCUGCAAAUGCUGCCUUAGUGGCUGAAAAAGUAGGACCUGUGAAUUUAUUUCUCCAGGCCCUGUUUUCAUCCACUGAAGUCACCUUACAGAAUAAGGCCACAAUCACAUCAAACUACAAUCCCUACAGGGCCUACAUUGAAACCAUUCUGAAUUAUGGACAAAGUGCUAGCUCCCAGAUUCAGUCCCAACUCUUUUACAUGAACACUGCUGGAACCUAUGGUGUGACAAAUCCUGGCGGGGCAAAUAAAGGUCUUUACGAGAGGGCUAAACGUAUAGCCACUUCGAAAGUAUUGGAUCUUCAAGGGCCAAUAUUUCACGAUUUGUUUUCCAUAUCGCGCUAUAUGUUAAAUCAAGUGGACGUCAAAUUAAAGUUCUAUAGAAGUUCACCAGAGUUUUGUUUAAUAAGUGAUGAAGCAUCACCAGCCUUUAAAAUAGAGAUAGAGGAUAUUUACAUUCUAGCCAAGAAAAUACGCGUGAAUCCUGCAGUCAUUUACGGUCAUGCAGAAAUUCUAAAAACACAGAAUGCAAAAUACCCAUUCAACAGAGUAGAAUGUCGUACUCAAAGCAUACCUAGUGGAAGCUCUAGUUUUAACUAUGAGAACAUGUUCCCAGGUCAAAGACCUAAUACGGUUAUUGUAGGCUUUGUAAAUUCAAAGGCUCUGUCUGGUGACUACAAGCAGAAUCCUUUUAACUUUCUAAACUGUAACAUUCGAAGCAUAUGUCUAUACUGUGACGGUUUACCUGUUAAUGGAGCUCCUCUGAAACUUAACUUCAACUCAACCACUGGCGUGACGGAUGUGCGGGCCUAUGUAAACGCAUUUACAUCUAAUGGAAAAUGGAGAGAGGAUGAGGGCAAUAUGUUGACAAGAGAAGGAUUUAGCUCCGGUGUAACACUAUUCGUUUUUCAAUUGGAGCCAAACUUCUCUCAUCACGGGGAGUAUUUGACACUAGCAAAGACUGGUACUGUGAAAUUGGAUGUUCAGUUUGCCAGCCCCCUUUCAGACACUGUCAGCUGUGUGGUCUUAAGCGAAAUUCCUUCUUUUUUUCAAGUGGAUUCUUCCAGAGAUAUUGUAUUGGAAUAA